UCCACGGCCUAGCACAGUGGAUAUCGGAUAGCAAGCCCGUGGAAAGACCGGAGUGCUCGGCAGAAGCCCGCUCCAAGGGCAGAGAUCUCGGGUGGAGGAGGCGGGCAGGUCCCACCCUGGGGAAGGCGGGCCGCGAGCCCCCGGCACCACCCCACGUUCAGCAAGGCCACGCGAAGAGGCGGGGAAGCCGAGUAACGGCCAACGUUCCCCGCUCGGGGCAUUCUGGGAAACGGUCGCGCCGCUCCUCAGUAAGGCCCUCAGCCCCGCCUUCUGGCCUGUUCUUAGCUGUCUCGACGAUUGCCUGUAGAGGACGGCGUUGUUGAACCACUAGUUUCUUCCCCCCGAGUCCCUGCGGAGGGACUUCUUCCCGAAAGGAGGAAGACGAAGAGGGUAGCACAGUCCUGCUCCAGUCCCAGCGAUGGGCAAAGGGGACAGUAGUCCUCGCCUCUACAGGCAGGCUAAGGAACAAGCCGUGCGGAGAGGCAGCCAGGGCGUAGAGCCAAGCCUUAAAGGAGCCGAGUCCCUUCCUCACACUGCCGGAUGACCCGGAUGAUGGCGGUAAGGGCAGCCCUAGUCCUAGUCCUGUCGGGGUGGCUGUCGCCGUUGGUAACUGGGACAGUGGCCGGGCCCGGCUCCCGGGCUCCCCCCCCUCAAGACGGCGAGUUCACAUUUUUGCUGCCCGCUGGUCGUAGGCAGUGUUUCUACCAGCCCGCACCAGCCAACGCCAGCCUGGAGGCAGAGUACCAGGUCAUUGGAGGUGCGGGGCUAGAUGUGGACUUCUCCUUGGAGAGUCCUCGAGGUGUGCUGCUGGUUAGUGAGUACCGCAAGUCCGACGGGGUGCACACGGUGGAGCCCACAGAGUUUGGAGACUACAAGCUGUGCUUUGACAACUCCUUCAGCACCAUUUCAGAGAAGCUAGUGUUCUUUGAACUCAUAUUUGACAGUUUACAAGAUGAGGAGGAUAGUGAUGGUGAUGGCUGGGCUGAUGUAGUGGAGCCUGAAGAAAUGCUUGACAUUAAAAUUGAAGAUAUUAAGGAGUCCAUUGAGAUGAUGAAGACAAGGCUAGAGAGAAGUAUCCAGGUGCUGACUCUCUUGAGGGCCUUUGAGGCAAGAGACCGAAACCUGCAGGAGGGCAACCUGGAGAGGGUUAACUUCUGGUCUGCUGUGAAUGUGGGGCUACUGCUGUUAGUAGCUGUGCUGCAAGUGUGCACCCUCAAAGGCCUUUUCCAGGAUAAGCGUGCUGUGCGCACAUAGCCCUCUCUGGAGAGGGGUAGCUUUGGGAGGGAAUGGGUGGGGAAGGGAGUCUCUCUUACCCAGGGUUUAUUCAUAGCCCUGGAUUUAGGAACAACUGUACUUCCUUGGGGGAAGCAGUUUAAAACUGACCAAGAAAGGCUCAGGGGGAACCUGGAGUGCUGGUUCCUCCCCUUUGUCAAGGACAUUAUAGUACAGAGAGGGUCUCUUGAUUUUUUUCCUGCAUAAAAGGAUGAGGCAGGCACAUAAAUCUGAAGGCUUCACAAAAGAUCCUUCCAUUCUUUGGAGCUCAGGAUACUCUGAACCUAAGUUGACAUUGAAACAGGCCUGAGCAUAAAAUGGCUAGGAGUGAGGGAGGGGGUAGUAUGGGACUUGAUGUCCUGGAGGGGCUGUUGGCUCCAUUACAGAAGAAAGAGAAGGGAGAAACAUGGACAUCUUUUGUUCCAAAGGUGCAAUCCCUCCCACCCUCAGGUGCCUUAAAUAUUGAUUAUUGUGGGGGAGACUCCCAUCUCACCAGGUUUCCUCUCAUGCCAAUCUAGGUAUGAUUCUUUAGAUUUCAGGACUUCUUGCCCAGAAUGUCGCAUGACCUUUUCCCCUCCACCCCUAGUUAUUUCAGUCCCUCAAAUGCCAGCUGCUCAAAGACAAAUAGGUGCCCAGGUCCAACAGAAAUAAACCCAGAAAUGGAGUGGGAACAAUUGGGGGCAAUCCCCCUGUGCCUUGCCAAGAAAUUUUAAUGAAACUCGGACGCUAUCAUGUGCUUGCCCAGGACUGUCAAGUUUAUUGGAGACAGAAUGGGUUCAGCCUGGAACUGCCUGCAGGUUGAGGCAGGGGGGAGGCUUUGACUUGUGGCCUAAUAAAGUCCAAAGCAACACCAGCAUGGCUGCAUCCCCAAACAGAGGACUUGACCUGCUAUGUCCAUUGAGAGAUUAUCUUCAAACUAAAUGAAGCCCCCUGGGAACCAACUGGCCAAGGGAAUAAGGAUAGUAUUAUUGGGCAGAGUUGUUAGCUAAAGGUAGAAAGGGGUGACUUCUGAGCCACAUGGAACAAAGUACCAGCUCUGGUUCAAUAAAUUACUCUUGGAA
Messenger RNA from Monodelphis domestica (gray short-tailed opossum), 2333 nucleotides. It is a transcript of the gene TMED1, whose product is annotated as transmembrane p24 trafficking protein 1. Lineage: Eukaryota; Metazoa; Chordata; Mammalia; Didelphimorphia; Didelphidae. The record is from RefSeq and is a predicted model, not a curated record.